This is a messenger RNA of Emericellopsis atlantica, 1254 nucleotides long. RefSeq lists its product as uncharacterized. The transcript has a single exon. Bases 1 to 1254 code for a protein of 417 amino acids. NCBI's taxonomy places the organism in Eukaryota, Fungi, Ascomycota, Sordariomycetes, Hypocreales, Bionectriaceae. The record is from RefSeq and is a predicted model, not a curated record.
AUGCGUCGCACGAAUCCCCAGAAGCUAGGCUCGCUAUGCCAGCAAUGCUCGGCCAUUCCACCACAGACUGCUCGACAGCCACUCGCUCUGCGCGUCCUACGUGCCCAGCCCGCGAUACAUGCUUCGAACAGGCCUUCACGAGUGUUCAUGAAGAGAUGGGCCUCGACAUCGACGACCAACCCCCAAGCUGCAUCGACACCGCAGCCGCCAGUGCCAGCUCCUGACGCUGCGUCCGCGAUUGAGGUAUCCAAGCCGCCUCGCGAAGUCGCCCAAGGAGUCGACAGAGCCGUCCACGACUUCAUCAGCCUCGUGGAAACCCAAGGGCCUGACAAGAGCGCGGCAGCGAAAGCCCUGCAGACAUGUCUCCGCGCCGCAACGAGUAUACAUCCUCACCUGAAAAGGGUGCGCAGCCAACAGCCGGCCUCGCGGCUGGCAGCUCUGGCCAUGGAGCGUCGUGGCACGGCACCCGCCCCGGACACGGAGCUCAUGAACGCCAACCUGCGCAUAUCCAUGGCUGCGCACGCCAUUGUCGCGCAUCCCAACGUGGAGAUGACGCAAAACCUGCUGGAACUCUAUGUCCACACGCAAGCCCACCUGGGGCGGCCCGAGUCGCUGCCCGCGGUACUCGAGCUCUAUGCCCACAAAGAUAAGCCGGUGCUCAAGGACGGCAAGGUUACAUAUGUACCGCAGAACCCAAACAGGGCUGACAAGGCCAUUGAGAAGGGGGUUGCCGACAUUGCCCUGCAGACGGCCAUUGACGCGAAGCACCUUGAUGCCGCGCUUGGCAUUACGGAGGCGGCGUUUUGCGUCAAGGCUUUCAAGCGCCAAAAGCUGAUCAAGCAGGGCGCCGGCCCCUUCAUGGCGCUCGCAUCCCUCCCCUUUGGCAUCUUGGGUCUCGGCACAGCAUAUGCACACUACUGGCAAAACACAAUGGACGUGAUCACGGCGACGGCCAUUGGUGUCUCUGCCAUUUCGGGCUACUUCUUUGUCGUGGGAGGACUGGGUAUUAUUGCGAAGCUCAGCGCCAAGGACCAGAUGAGGCGUGUGACCUGGCUGCCCGGUACGCCGCUGCGCUACCGCUGGAUUAGAGAGGAGGAGCGCGAGGCACUAGACAAGAUAUCGUGCGCGUGGGGGUUUAAAGAGACGUGGCGACAUGGCGAGGAGACAGGCCCAGAGUGGGAAGGCCUGCGCGAGCACAUGGGCUAUCGGCAGAUGAUUCUCGACCGUGUGGAAUUCAUGGAGGGAAUGAACUAG